AUGAUCAUUAACGGGUUUCCAGCAGACGAUAGUGUCUCAGUCAGAAAGGCUCAAGAUGUCCUGCGCGAGGACACUCUCGAAGGUGACCUGGCGUAUUUGUGCUCCAAUUUCACGUUUCUGGCGGACACAAUCAAGAGCCUCGAAAGUGCUGGCGAAACUCUGGCUCGGAACGUCGGGCUCAUUUCGAAGGUUCAAGAACUAGUCGACGACGUCCGCGCAGGCCCCGCUGCUGUACAAGUUCGUUCAAAGCUUCAGUCCGUCUUGAGCAAAAAUAGUGGGUUUUCUGUACUCAAAGAAGUCUCGAAGGUUCUCUCCGGGGAACACUCCAGGGUGCCAGAGGGUGUGGAAGCAUUGAAUAUUUCUAAGCACAAGUACGCCCCGCUCACAUCAGUUGACGUGGAACGCUCUUUUUCAGCGUACAAACUGGUUCUAAGCGACAAGAGGCAGAAGUUUGAACCCAAGAAUCUUGAGAUGGUGCUUGUUUUUUAUUGUUUUCAUAAUUUUUCCCAUUGUUUCUAG
Molecule: messenger RNA, 519 nt
Organism: Ixodes scapularis (black-legged tick)
Lineage: Eukaryota; Metazoa; Arthropoda; Arachnida; Ixodida; Ixodidae
Exons: 1
Coding region: 1-519 (172 amino acids)
Source: RefSeq, a predicted model, not a curated record